Messenger RNA from Neolamprologus brichardi, 767 nucleotides. The record is from RefSeq and is a predicted model, not a curated record. Lineage: Eukaryota; Metazoa; Chordata; Actinopteri; Cichliformes; Cichlidae.
UGGCAAGUGAGGAUCAAGGACUAUCACAGCUACAUGCUGCAGCUCAGUAAGGAUCUAUCAGAGGAAUACGAGCGACUGGUAAAUCCAGAGAAAGCUCUUGAGGACUCCAAGUCCCCGAAGAUCAAGGUGGAGGCCAUGAGUGACAUUCCCUUCCCUGUUAGUGAGGAGCCUGAGGCUGACUUGGCCUCCGGGGACCAGGCUUUGCCAAUGGGGGUCCUCGGUGCCAAUGCUGAGAGGCUGGCUUCAGGGCUGGAUGGAGACCAUUCUCCUCAUACCUCAGGUGGAGGUGUGGCAAACAACUCCCCUCUGUGGCCUCAGGUAAAAGUGGAGCCACAGGACGGCGAGGAAGGCCAAGCUUCGGCUCACCAUCAUCAUCACCACCACCAUCACCACCACCACGGGGUCCUGGGCGGAGAUGUGUUUGAGGACGGUGGGCCCAUGUCCACCAUGAGUGAGUCAGGAGGAGUAAUGGGGCCCUCACCCGGAGGGGUGGGAUCUGAUGGAAGCUAUGCUUCCCAUUCGCCCGACUCCAUGAUGGUUGACGAUUUUGACCAGAGACCCAAGAAACGGACAAAGAAGAUGUGAGGCUGUUUUGGCAGAGAAAUUGACUCUGAGCCAAAGUGCUGAAACACACCAGCGUUAAUCUGACAAGAGUGCUGAACUCAUGGUGGAAGGCGGGGCUUUUGUAGUUCUUUGUUUUUACUAAAUAUAUUAAUGGAGUUAAUCACCAAAAGAAUAAACAUCUUCUGGGGAACCAGCUGCACUAA